AUCACGACCAUCAAGUAGAGUUGCAACCGCACUUGAGAAGAUCGACACUUGGGAGUUAUUUAGAACAGGAGUCUGACAAAUCAAAGAUGGAGCAGCUGAGCAGUGAACAUGGUGAAGAAACAGAUUCAGUGUCUCUAGGCAGACGAGAUCAGGGUGAUGGAGCUCCUAUUCCCGGUGAAGUGACUGUCAGUGACUGUUCUGCCCUUGAGUCGACUCCCAGACCCCGAAACAAACCCUUCACUGUACAGCUGGAGUGUGAUGUCAUGCAGUUCAUUCUCACAGCUGUCUCCUUGGCAACACGGACCUGGCAGCUGGGGCUACCCAGAGCUGUUGUAUUUGAUGAAUUGCAUUUUGCCAAGUUUGUGUCCUUGAUUCUGAGGAAUGUGUUCUUCUUUGACAUCCACCCUCCACUGGGGAAGAUGCUCCUUGCUGCUGCAGGAAGCUACUCAGGAUUUGAAGGCAAUGUCAGCUUUGACAGAAUUGGAUCAGAGUACCCAGACAAUGUUCCUGUUCUGCAGUUGCGUUUAAUUCCCGCUGUGUUGGGCAGUCUCAUAGUACCGCUGGUGUAUCAGAUAGCUGUGGAGCUGGGUCUGUCUCGCUGGGCAGCUCUGCUAGCCGGUGCCUUCGUGCUGCUGGACAAUGCCCUGCUGGUUCAGUCGAGGUUCAUGCUGAUGGAAGGCAUGCUCAUCUUCUUCUCCUGUCUCGCCGUGCUCAGCUACCUCAAGUUCAGGAAUCUCACACACAGGGAGUUCAGUGUACAGUGGUGGUGCUGGCUCUGUUUAUGUGGGCUGGCGCUCACCUGCACAUUCAGCAUCAAGUAUGUGGGUUUCUUCACAUCGGUGCUUGUGUUGUUUCACAUCUUCAAGGACUACUGGAAUAUGUUGUCUGAAUUUUCCAGAUCAGAGAUUUCUCUAACAAAGCACCUGGUUGCCAGAGUGAUGUUUGUCAUGGCCGUCCCGGCUGCUGCAUACAUUGCCAUGUUCUUCUGCCACCUCUCCUUUCUCACCAAGGCAGGGCCACAUGACAACAUCAUGACAAGUGCCUUUCAAGCUAGUCUGGAGGGAGGUUUGGCAACAUUAACCAAGGGACAACCUCUCUAUGUGGCGUACGGUUCCCAGAUUACCCUCCGUCACACACAUGAUAACGUGCCAGGGCGGCCAUGUUGGUUACACUCUCACCAGACUGUUUAUCCAAUCAAAUACCCUGAUGGGCGUGGCAGCAGCCACCAGCAGCAGGUCACAUGUUAUAUAUUCAAAGACGUCAACAACUGGUGGAUCGUUAAGCAUCCCGACAGAGACAGCCUGGUGGUUGAUGAGAAGCCGCAGCCUGUAAAAGAUGGCGACAUCGUACAACUGGUCCACGGCAUGUCAAGCAGGGCACUCAACAGCCAUGAUGUUGCGGCACCCGUGACGCCUCAGAACCAGGAGGUGACCUGCUACAUCGACUACAAUGUCUCCAUGCCGGCACAGAACCUAUGGCGAGUUGUUAUCACCAACAAGGAAGGAAAUGACGACAAGUGGCAGACCAUCAAGAGCCAAGUACGACUCAUCCACAUCAACACGACCACAGCUCUCAAGGACAACGGGAAGCAGCUGCCGGACUGGGGUCAUCAUCAGAUGGAGGUUGCAGCUGACCGAGUGGUAAACCAGGAUGCCACCAUCUGGAAUGUAGAGGAGCAUCGCUACACCAAGAGUCUUGAGAAGGAAAAGCAGUCGCUGGACCUCCGCCAGUCCGAGAUGAUCCCCCUGGAGCCGACCCACCUGUCCUUCUGGUCCAAGUUCCUGGAGCUGCAGAUGAAGAUGAUCUUCUCUAACCAGGAUGCGGAGAUGGAGCAUAAGUACAGCUCCGACCCCACCGAGUGGCCCUUCAUGGGCAAAAACAUUGCUUACUGGAUGAGCCACUCCUCUAAUGCCCAGAUUCACCUGCUGGGCAACCCGGUGGUGUGGUGGUGUGCUUCCCUCAGUGUGGCUACCUACCUCGCUCUCAUAGUGUUCUAUAUACUCCGGCGACAGAGAAACAUCUACGACAUCACUGAUGCGGAGUGGGAUAACUUUGUGUUCCAAGGUGAACUGCUGGUUGGGGGCUACCUGUUGUACUAUGUUCCGUUCUUCCUGGUGGACAGAACGCUGUUCCUCCAUCACUACCUGCCAGCUGUUGUGUUCAAGAUCCUGGUGCUGGCAGCCCUCAUUGACCACCUGUCUCAUAUUUCUCACAGAAACAGAAUAAUAUCAUCUGUAGUCACAUAUACAACAGCGGCACUGUUUGCCUGUGCUGUGUAUGCUUUCUAUCUGCUGACACCAUUUACGUACGGGAACCAGCCUCUUUCUGAGGAGGACAUACAGCGCUUGACGUGGCAGGAGUCGUGGGACUUCCUCGUUCAUGCAAGGAAGGUGUGACAAGGUGGAUGGGGAGACAUACCUCAAAAUGCAUCGAGAUAAUAGAGGACUUACCUCAUAACAAUAACACAUGUAAUAUAUUCAGUAACCAGGGAUACAGAUGUCAAACCCUGGAACAGUCCUUGAAACAAAAAGUGAUAAAAGGACAUGCCUCCAAAAUAGGUGCAAUUAUUGUAAGUCUGUGUUACAGAUGGAACUUACAACAGUCAUAGAAAUCUUAGCAUUAUAGUUAUCGUAAGUCUGUUACAGAUGGAAUUGCAAACGUCAUAGAGAUCUUAGCGUUACAAUUAUCGUCAGUGUUACAGAUGGGACUUACAAGGGUCGUAGAGAUCUUAGCGUUACAAUUAUCAUAAGUCAGUGUUACAGAUGGGACUUAAACACUCAUAGAGAUCUUAGCAUUACAGUUAUCGUAAGUCAGUGUUACAGAUGGGACUU
Messenger RNA from Haliotis rubra (blacklip abalone), 2831 nucleotides. Its product is annotated as protein O-mannosyl-transferase 1-like. The transcript is spliced from 20 exons. The record is from RefSeq and is a predicted model, not a curated record. Gene Ontology annotation, cellular component: endoplasmic reticulum; membrane. Gene Ontology annotation, biological process: protein O-linked glycosylation via mannose. The coding region runs from base 87 to 2396 and encodes 769 amino acids. Gene Ontology annotation, molecular function: dolichyl-phosphate-mannose-protein mannosyltransferase activity. Lineage: Eukaryota; Metazoa; Mollusca; Gastropoda; Lepetellida; Haliotidae.